This is a messenger RNA of Syzygium oleosum, 2949 nucleotides long. RefSeq names its product disease resistance protein RPV1-like. The record is from RefSeq and is a predicted model, not a curated record. The transcript has 3 exons. NCBI's taxonomy places the organism in Eukaryota, Viridiplantae, Streptophyta, Magnoliopsida, Myrtales, Myrtaceae. The annotation marks the transcript as partial.
AUUCAUGGAAGGGCUGGCAUUGGUAAGACCACUCUUGCUAAAGUCAUCUACAACAAGCUCUUAAUUCUAUUUGAGCAUCAUAGCUUCAUUGCGGACGUUGGAGAAUUAUGUAACCAAAAAGGUAUUGAGCACUUGCAAAGCAAGUUAAUCUUUGAUAUACUGGGAAAAGAUUAUCAGUUGCAUAAUAAGGAUGAUGGAAUUAACUUUAUCUCAUCCAAGUUUAAAGAUAAGAAAGUCCUAAUUCUUCUUGAUCAUUUGGAUACAACUAAUCAGUUAGAGGCUUUGGUUGGAAAUCCUAACUGGUUCGCACCUGGAAGUAGGAUCAUUAUCACCACCAGAGAUAAGAGUGUUCUUGAUAGGGGUGGAGUGGACACCACAUACGAGCCUAAGGAAAUGGAUGAGAAGCAAUCUCUGAUCCUAUUUUCUAGACAUGCAUUUCGAAGAGACUCUCCUCCAAGUGAAUUUUCUACUCUCUCUCGUCUUGUGGUCUCUACAGUAGGAGGGAUUCCCUUAGAUCUGGGGGUUGUAGGUUCAUUUUUGUGCGGAAAAACACAAGCAAUAUGGGCAGAUACAAUAGAGAAGAUGCAAAAUUCGGCUCAUUGGGCAGUGCGAGACACGUUGUGGAUGAAUUAUGAAGCAUUGGAGGAUGAUACAAAACAAAUAUUUCUGGAUAUUGCUUGUCUUUUAAUUGGGAAUGAUGCAAGAGUUGCAUCCUACAUGUGGGAUGCCUGCGGCUUUUAUCCAAGGGUAGGAAUUGAAGUGCUGAGAUCUUUGUCAUUCAUAAAUAUUGGCGAUAAUCAUGAGCUCGGAAUGCAUAAGCAAGUGAGAGAUCUUGGUAGGGAAAUUGUGCGUAGAGAAAACUACAAACCUCACGAACGUAGUAGAUUGUGGGAUUACGAGGAAGCCAUGGAAGUGUUAGAGGGAAAUAAGGGUACUAAUAUAAUUCAAGCCAUUUGUUUAGACAAAGGCAACUCAAAGAGAAUUGCUGACGAAGGCAACUCAGAUGAUAUAAUUGGUCAAGGGAGCUGCGAAUUUACGGGUGAACAAUUUAGAAACUUACCGAGCUUGCGGUUACUUCACAUGAGUGAUGUGAAUAUUACUGGAGAUUUUAAUGAAAUAUUUUCCAAGUUAAGAUGGCUCAAAUGGGGGAAGUGUCCCCCAACUUUCGCAGCAAACAACUUACAUGUAAGGGAAUUAGUCAUACUCGAUUUGUCAGGAAGCUCGAUUUCAGAUGACUGGCAAGGAUGGCGUUCAAUGAUGAUGGCAGAAAAGCUGAAGGUUCUCAACCUUAAAGGUUGUUGUUCUUUAAAAAGUACUUUCUACCUCUCCGCUUUUAAAAGUUUGGAGAUUUUGAUCCUCAGAGAUUGUGACAAAUUAGAGCAAAUUGAUCCUUGUAUUGGAGACGUGGAGACUCUCGUUUCCCUGGACUUGAGUGGAUGUACGUGUCUUGUGAAGCUGCCGCCUCAAAUGGGUAAACUAGAACAUUUGAAGGAACUUCUUCUAGAUCAAACUAUGAUAAAAGAAAUUCCUUCCUCCAUCGGUUAUCUACAAAAGCUAGAGACGCUUAGUGUGAAGGAUUGUAAAUUAUUGCUCGAACUUCCGGACUCGAUAGACCAUUUGGAGAAUUUGCGGUGCUUUUUAUUGGGACGCUGCCACCAACUGAGAAAGAUCCCCAAUUCAAUUGGGAAGUUGGCAUUUCUAACUCAAUUGGAUUUGUCGUGGACGAUGAUCAAGGAAUUACCUGAAUCGAUAGCGGAUUUGCAAAAUUUGGAUGUUCUGGAUAUUGGUCAUAGUGAUAUAGAAAAGCUACCGGAUGGUAUUGGAAGGUUGAAGAAGCUAGGGAUGCUUAGUGCCAAGGAUUGCAAAUUAUUGCUCCAUCUUCCAGACUCAAUAGGCCGUUUGGUGAAUUUGCGAUGCUUAUCAUUGGAACGCUGCCACCGAUUGAGAGAGAUCCCCAGCUCAAUUGGGGAGUUGAAAUUGUUGAGUCAACUGAACUUGAGUGGCUGUUUGUGUCUUGAGGUGCUACCGUCUCAAAUGGGUAAACUAACACAAUUGAAGGAACUUCUUCUAGAUCAAACUAUGAUACGAGAAAUCCCUUCAUCCAUCGGUUGUCUAAAGAAGCUAGAGGUGCUUAGUGCCAAGGAUUGCAAAUUAUUGCAUCGACUCCCAGACUCGAUACGCCAUAUGGUGAAAUUGUCGACCCUUGUGCUAUCAGGCUGUGUUGAGCUUGCGGCACUUCCAGACAGCGUUGGGUUCCUUGUGAAUCUGCGGUGCUUAUCAUUGGGGCAAUGCCACCGAUUGAGAGAGAUGCCCAACUCAAUUGGCAAGCUCAAAUUGUUGACUCAACUGGACUUGAGUGGAUGUUUGUGUCUUGAGGAGCUGCCGCCUCGAAUGGGUAAACUGGAACAAUUGAAGGAACUUCUUCUAGAUCAAACUAUGAUACGAGAAAUUCCUUCCUCCAUCGGUUCUCUAAAGAAGGAACUUCUCCUAGAUCAAACUAUGAUACGAGAAAUUCCUUCCUCCAUCAGUCAUUUAAAGAAGCUAGAGAGGCUUAGUGCCAAGGAUUGCAAAUUAUUGCAUCGACUUCCGAACUCAAUAGGCCGUUUGGUGAAUUUGUCAACCCUCAUCUUAUCAGGCUGUGUCGAGCUUGCGGUACUUCAAGACUGCAUCGGGUUGCUUGUGAAUUUGCGUUGCUUGUCAUUGGGACGUUGCCACCGAUUGAGAGAGAUCCCCAACUCAAUUAGGAAGUUGAAACUGUUGACUCAAUUGGACUUGAGUGGAUGCUCGGGUUUGGAGGAGCUGCCUCCUCAAAUGGGCAAACUAGAACAAUUGGAGGAACUUUUCCUAGAUCAAACUAUGAUACGAGAAAUGCCUUCCUCCACUUGUCAUCUAAAGAAGCUAAAGACGCUUAGUGCCAAGGAUUGUAUAUUAUUGCGUCGACUUCCGAAC